Aspergillus ruber CBS 135680 is the source of this 948-nucleotide messenger RNA. Its product is annotated as metallophosphatase domain-containing protein. The transcript has 3 exons. Gene Ontology annotation, molecular function: hydrolase activity. The record is from RefSeq and is a predicted model, not a curated record. Lineage: Eukaryota; Fungi; Ascomycota; Eurotiomycetes; Eurotiales; Aspergillaceae. The coding region runs from base 1 to 837 and encodes 278 amino acids.
AUGUCUCUAUUCGGGGAUCGAAACUCUUCCCUGGAUGCUCUUCUCCACCAACUGCGGCCUUCUGCCUGGCAGCAGUUCCUGGAUCGACCGUGUAUUUUCCUCGCACGCAAGUUCUACACAUGGCAACCUGCAAUUCCUGCUCAACCACUCGCAAACUAUGUCUCUAUUGUCUGCGUGUCAGAUACUCAUAAUGCUCAACCAAAGCUCCCAAACAGGGACAUCCUAAUCCAUGCCGGGGAUCUGACGCAAUCGGGAUCUCUCCAUGAACUACAGAAAACGGUGGACUGGUUACGCUCGCAGCCGCAUAAAACCAGAAUAGUCAUCGCUGGAAACCAUGAUCUGAUACUUGAUGCUAGGUUUCCCCAGAAAAGCGAUGCAAAAACGACCAUUACUUGUGAUAACGGUCGCUGUCUACGGAUUUACGGAAGCCCCUAUUCUCCCUGCCACGGCAACUGGGCCUUUCAGUAUCUGCGGAGCGAGAAUGUCUGGAAUGAGAGGAUACCUGAUGGUAUCGACAUACUCAUAACGCAUGGGCCGCCGCGCGCGCACCUCGAUUUGUUGAAAAUGGGCUGUAUACACCUGUCGAAGGAGCUAUGGCUGAUUCGUCUACAACUGCAUGUCUUUGGGCACAUUCAUGAAGGUGCAGGAAUAGAAUGGCUACAAUUUGACCCAUUGCAGGAUGCGUGCGAACGUAUGAUUGCCUCCGGGGGUGGUAUUUGGAACCUUGUCUGGACGCUGAAAGAGUUUGCACAUGUCAAAACACUACUUGUGAACCCUGCCAUUGUAGGUGGGUUUCGGGAUAUUGAACGUCGACAGCCGAUUAAAGUGGUUGUUUGAUUGAAUUUUCAUGUGCCUAGUGCCCACACUCUCGCUGUUGUCGUACUCCUGGAAGCUCAGACAAAUGACACAUGAGGGCUCUCAGCAAUGAUAUUCAUUCUAACAACCGUG